Molecule: messenger RNA, 1931 nt
Organism: Danio rerio (zebrafish)
Lineage: Eukaryota; Metazoa; Chordata; Actinopteri; Cypriniformes; Danionidae
Gene: slc75a1
Product: solute carrier family 75 member 1
Biological process (GO): selenocysteine incorporation; transmembrane transport
Cellular component (GO): nuclear inner membrane; plasma membrane
Molecular function (GO): transmembrane transporter activity; selenocysteine insertion sequence binding
Source: RefSeq, marked validated
GUGUGUGUGAGAGUGUGUGGGGAAGUAGCAGCAUCUUCUUGCAACUUUGAUUGCGAACUCACGUGAUUCAGUUCAGUGGACACAGGAGAUGCAUUAAGAGUUCUUAACGCUCAGGAGAAACUGUGGGACAAGCGGAGUGGAGAAAUGGCCGAUAACAGAGGCUCAUCUGAAGAAGCGUCCUCCUCCAGAGUCAUCAGGGUGGUUUUCUUGGCGCUUCUGCUUGAUUUGCUGGGCUUCACGUUAAUACUUCCUCUCCUGCCCUCCAUCUUAGAUCACUACAGUCAAACUGGGGACAAUGUGUAUCAGUCAUUACAGAGCGUAGUGGACUGGUUCAGAGGAGCAGUUGGAGUCCCGAUGGAAACUAAAUACAACAGUGUGCUUUUUGGAGGUCUGAUAGGCUCACUCUACUCUCUGCUGCAGUUUUUGUCGUCACCAAUUACUGGGGCUCUUUCAGAUGAUUAUGGCAGGAAACCUCUGCUGCUGUUAACAACUAUAGGUCUCAUGGCGUCCUACGUCCUGUGGGCUUUCUCUCACAGUUUUACCGUAUUUCUGCUGUCUCGAAUAGUGGGAGGCAUCUGUAAAGGUAACGUCAGCCUGUGCACUGCUAUUGUGGCGGACCUGCCUUGCCCUAAAGCAAGAAACAAGGGGAUGGCAAUGAUUGGGGUGGCCUUCUCCUUGGGGUUCACAUUGGGUCCAUUAAUGGGAGCAUACUUUGCUCUGAGACUCAAAGAUGCUGAGGUGUUUUAUCAAGGCCCUGCCAUGCUGGCUGUCCUUUUUUCUUUAGCAGACCUGCUCUUUAUCUUUUUCAUGCUCCCAGAGACUUUACAAAAGGGGGCUUCAGAAUCAUCAGGUCUCCAACAGCAAUCUGGAGAUCUUCUUCACCCUGUUGCACUUUUCAAUUUCACUGCGGUCAGGAGGACAGAGAAUCCACCAUCUGAACAAAAAAUGCAGAAUCUUAAGGUGCUUGGAUUGGUGUAUUUUACAUAUCUGUUUCUGUUUUCUGGCCUGGAGUUCACCUUGAGUUUUUUGACACAUCAACGCUUUCAGUUUUCCAGCAUGCAGCAGGGGAAGAUGUUUUUUUUCAUUGGCAUCACUAUGGCAGUGAUCCAGGGUGGAUAUGCCCGCAGGAUCAGGCCUGGCCAUCAGAUCCAGACUGUGAGCAUGGCAAUUAUAACACUCAUACCAGCCUUCCUGCUUGUUGGAAUUGCGUGGAAUUUGACACUACUCUAUUCUGGAUUGUUUUUGUACUCUUUUGCUGCUGCUAUUGUUGUUCCGUGCCUUUCAACACAAGUGUCCGGACAUGGCUCAGCCAGUCAGAAAGGAACAGUAAUGGGAAUCCUUCGUAGUCUUGGAGCUUUAGCUCGAGCACUGGGCCCUAUUGUUGCUUCUUCAGUGUACUGGCUGGCCGGAGCUGAAUUGUGUUUUAUCAUCAGCUCAGUGUUCUUUAUAGUCCCUCUGAUUUUACUGAGUCGCCUGAAGAGACAGAAGGAGGAGUAAGAUGAAGUAUUCAGUCUUAUUUCAUUAUCGAUAAAAGCAUUAAAGCCCUCUGAACAAAAACUCCCAUCGAAAUGUUUACAGUGAAAACCCUAUUUUACUUGUUUUAUAGCAUUAAAGCUCACUGAAUAAAAGUUCCCUUUAAAAUUUUACAGAGAACCACAAUACAAAGUACGUGGAGCGCUUUAAUGCACGGUAAACAGUAAAACUGUAUUUCAUGAAUGUACUGUUUACACUUUACAACACAUGUUUAUUCCUAGUGUCUGUGUUCCUGAUUUAUCACAAAGACUUUAUAUAUUUGGUGAUUGUAGCUUUAUAUGCACUGAUAAACAGCAGGAAAAAUAAGUACUUUAUUGAACACGUCAUGAUUUUUCAUGGUAAAUAUAAUUCUAAGGGAGCUGUUGAGUUGAAAUUGACCCAGAUAUUGGUAAAAAUCC